Messenger RNA from Malassezia globosa CBS 7966, 1425 nucleotides. RefSeq lists its product as uncharacterized. The transcript has a single exon. Gene Ontology annotation, cellular component: plasma membrane. Lineage: Eukaryota; Fungi; Basidiomycota; Malasseziomycetes; Malasseziales; Malasseziaceae. Bases 1 to 1425 code for a protein of 474 amino acids. The record is from RefSeq and is a predicted model, not a curated record. Gene Ontology annotation, molecular function: calcium-activated cation channel activity.
AUGGGAAAAUGCGUGGAUGCAAUCGACCAGGCCUCCUACGAGUUCGCUUCAUUGGAUAUGGCAGUCCGUCACCUUAAAGAGUCGGACUUUCCUCAUGGGCACACUGCUUUUGUGACGUUUCGGAACAUCUGGAGUGCACAGAUUGCGAGUCAAGUCGUAUAUCAUCCCACGCCUGGAUGUAUGUUGACUGAACCUGCAAUGGAGCCGCGUGAUCUUAUUUGGGAGCAUCAAGAGACAGCUGUAUGGGACCGAAGGAUCAGACAGUGGAUCAUGAGAGUAAUGAUGGCUAUCGUCCUUACAUUCACGCUUUCACUGGACUUGAUGCUAGCCACAUUGGUAAACAUGAAUGGUAUAAAGACAUAUCUUCCUUGGCUCGGAGAUCUUCUUGAUGAAAAUGCUCGACUCCGUGCCUUUGUACAGAACUCUCUCCCAACAUUGUUGCUAAUUUCCAUUAACGCACUUGUGCCAAUCGCUAUGGUAUAUUCAUCAUGGUUCCAACGGGCCCGCGCACACUCUCAUAUUGAGCACAAUGUUCUAAACAUGUACUAUCUUUACUUGCUGUUUUCAGUUGUAUUUGUCUUUCUUUUUACAAGUGCACGGGAUAUGCUUAAAGAAUUGUCGGAAAGUCCUAUGCAUAUGAUUGAUAAACUGGCUCAGUCUUUACCUGUCGCGCGCAACUUUUCGCUCUCAUAUGUUAUAUUUCAAGGACUUGCAAUCCAGCCAUUCCAGCUUGUUUUGCUGCCAAACAUUUUCAUUCGUCAAGUUCAGCGCUUAUGUACUGUUUGUACACCUCGACGACGUGCAGCAAUGCUUCAGGCACCAACAAUCAAUAUUGGGACGUUGUAUCCCCAAGCACUUUUGGUAUUUACAUUAAGCGUGCUUUAUGGGAUUGUGAGUCCGCUUAUCACAAUCUUUGGUGCAUUGUAUUUUGGUGUUGCUUACGUUGUUGUCAAAUACCAGCUCUUAAAUGUUGUGGACAAACCCUAUGACUCGCAUGGACAUGCAUGGCCUCUUGCAGUUAGGCGAUGCAUUUGGGCUCUUGUUCUCUUCCAGGCUUUCCAGCUCUCUCUCUUCUCUGUGCGCAAGCAAGUAUUCAACAGUUUGGUGAUUGUGCCACUUGUUUGUUAUACAAUAUGGUUUGCGGGAAAUGUUGGAAAAACGUUUCUCCCUCAUACAUCGUUUGUCAAUCUCUAUGAUGUUUAUUCUGCCGAGGAUGAGCUGCAGGAGCAACGUCAAAGAUAUCGAAAUCGGACAUGUGACAAUAUACCCAUUGCACAAGAGGAACAGUGGCCGACUGAAUACCGUCAAGAGCUCCCUGAACUUCGUAGUGUAAGUCACGACGCGUAUGAGCAACCUGCAUUAGCCGGACCACUUCCAACGCUUUGGCUACCUCAUUCGCGACCGAACGAUCAAGUAUUAGUGUAA